AUGAGCAGAUCUAUAAUUUCUUCUGCUCUUACAGCUGUGUUGGGAACGUCUCUUGCUGACAAACUCUUGCCGGCUCCUCCUGCCCCUCGUUAUUCCUACGGCGCCCCGGACCUGAGGGAUGUGGCCCCUUCCCUGGAGGGUCUAGAAGACCCCGUAGCCGUCCUGGCCGCCAAUAUUCCCGGGGGCGGCGUCCCUGGCCAACACUACCCGAUCCUGGCCUCUGUGCCACAAACCGGUUUCUCCUGCCAGGCUCAGGAGUUCCCGGGUUACUUCGCCGACACCACUGACGAGGCCCGCUGCCAGGUCUUCCACAUCUGCCAGUUCGACGGCCGCCUCGACUCCUUCCUGUGUCCCAACGGCACCGUCUUCAACCAGCAGUACUUCGUGUGUGACUGGUGGUUCAACGUCGACUGCGCCGCCUCCGAGCAGUUCUUCGCUCUCAACUCCGAGAUCGGCAAGAUCCCCGAGGACGCAGAUGCUUCCAUCCGCAGUGACGCUGGGACGCCCAACCAGCUGUACAGCGUCCCAGAGCAGCGUCAAGCUUCCCCAUCACCUCCCCCGACACCCUCACAGCUCUACAACAGACCCAACCGGCUCUAA
Molecule: messenger RNA, 600 nt
Organism: Procambarus clarkii (red swamp crayfish)
Lineage: Eukaryota; Metazoa; Arthropoda; Malacostraca; Decapoda; Cambaridae
Cellular component (GO): extracellular region
Molecular function (GO): chitin binding
Source: RefSeq, a predicted model, not a curated record